Sparassis crispa is the source of this 1158-nucleotide messenger RNA. RefSeq names its product Protein phosphatase methylesterase 1. The transcript is spliced from 8 exons. Gene Ontology annotation, molecular function: protein methylesterase activity. Lineage: Eukaryota; Fungi; Basidiomycota; Agaricomycetes; Polyporales; Sparassidaceae. Gene Ontology annotation, biological process: protein demethylation. The coding region runs from base 1 to 1158 and encodes 385 amino acids. The record is from RefSeq and is a predicted model, not a curated record.
AUGUCUGACCUGUACCGCUCUGCGCUCGCUGCCCGCAUCGCGAAGCUCCCAACGCUGCCUCACUCUGACGAAGACGAAGACGACGAUGAAGAGUCCGAGGCUGUGGACUCGCUCGGUUCUCUGCCAUCCACGAUGGGUCCCCCGCAAGUAAUCCCCCGCGCGCCCCCCAGGCCCGUUCGCACCACCAGGCGCAACUCCUCCGUCGACCACUCCCCGCUCUCCGCCGCCCACUUCUUCGACCAGGCCACACAGGUCGACGUGCCCGACUCCGGACUCGACGUCCGCGUCUUCUACACCCCGCCCAAGUUCGCCAAUGGCGCCGUCAUGAUCUGCCACCACGGCGCCGGCCACUCUGGCCUCACCUUCGCGUGCCUCGCCAAGGAGAUCACCGCCCUCAGCAACGGCGAGUGCGGCGUGCUUGCCCUGGACUGUCGCGGCCAUGGGAAAACCACCCGCCGCGAGCUGCCCCCGCCGCCAGAAGAGGAUUUGUCGCUCGAGACGCUCACCAUGGACUUCGUGAAUCUCCUCAAGGUCGUCUACCCCAACUCGGCGUCAGCGCCCACCCUGCUGCUAGUCGGCCACAGCCUCGGCGGCUCAGUAUGCGUCAACGCUCUCCCACUCCUGAUGGACCUCGGGUACCGCUUUACUGGCGUGGCCGUGCUCGAUAUCGUAGAAGAAUUCACGCUGGAAGCCCUCCCGCAGAUGCACAGCCUACUGGACGCUCGCCGCGCCGGCUUCGACAGCCCGGAGGACGCGAUAGAAUUUCAUGUGAGGACAAACGUCAUCCGCAACCUGGAGUCCGCACGCGUGUCUGUCCCCGGGCUCAUCGUGCCGUCGACUUUGCCGACAGAACCGCCGUAUGUCUGGCGCACAUCUCUUCGUGACACCGCGCCAUACUGGACCAGUUGGUUCACAGGGCUUUCCCGCAAGUUCCUGGCGGCGCGCGCUGCCCGCCUACUCGUGCUCGCGGGCACGGAACGCCUCGACCGCGAGCUCAUGAUCGGGCAGAUGCAGGGCAAGUUCCAGCUCGUCGUCAUGCCUGGUGUCGGGCACCUGCUGCAGGAGGACGACCCUGGCCGGCUCGCGAGCGUGCUCGUCGAGUUUUGGAGACGGAACGAUCGCGUGACUCAGGGUGUGAAGAAGGUCGGCGAGCUGUGA